AUGGGAAACUGUUUCUCGGAGUGCACUCAAAAUGAAGGUAGUUCUUCCUCGUCUGGGAGAGAAAAGAAUGCUAAAGGAAAAAGAAAAGGAAAGCGAACAGGAAAGAGAAAGAGUUGCGGCAACAAGAAUUCUUCGGUGAAUUCUCCAUCCUUAAGGCGAAAGAAUAGCCUUUCAAUUACCUCAGUACAAUCCAUCAAUGAUGGCGAUACUGGGGAACAAAGUGAGUCCACAACCGAGGGAAAUCAAGGAAACGUGAACUUAACAGUCACUGGCCACGCUAUUCCAGUUCUAGCGAAGCAAUCGAGUCCCGAGAUUGAAACGACCGAGUCCAAUACCAAGAUAAUUGUCGUGAAGACAUUCACAACUGACGAGAAUCCUUCCAACGAUAGUAUUGAGAUAGAAGUCAGGAAACCCAUCACCAGUAGCGAAUCAAACGUCUUGUUAUCACAUUCGCCUGUCGUUGAACAAUCGACGGGCAAUGAAGAACUUGAAGAACUAAGUAAUGAUGAAGAAGCAAGAGCCUCCCCUCCUGCGCCCUGUCCAUCAGGGGACCAGGAAGGCUAUGCUCAAAACAGCCAUUUUCAGCUACUUGAGUUUCUUAAGAUUCGUCUAGACAUGGCGGCUAACAACAUGGAAAUGAAUAGGUUACUAAGUAAUGUGGACCGCGCAUUGGACAGAGCAGCACGAUCUCGUAAACUGGGAUUUAAACGCAUGCGUGCUGCUGCAGAGUCAAGGCGAGCUGCUCGUGAAAUUCAGGAAGAAACUGUUAUUGAAGAAGAGGAGACUGAGACCGAGGACAGUGACGAAAGUGACGAGAGUUACGAAGAAUACAAUGAUAUAGAUGACACCCUGUCCUCGCCUUCCCCUCCCCCGCCCAUCCCAAGAAUUUGCUGGCAGUAA
Molecule: messenger RNA, 900 nt
Organism: Pocillopora meandrina
Lineage: Eukaryota; Metazoa; Cnidaria; Anthozoa; Scleractinia; Pocilloporidae
Source: the annotation of a GenBank genome assembly